Molecule: messenger RNA, 2334 nt
Organism: Sardina pilchardus (European sardine)
Lineage: Eukaryota; Metazoa; Chordata; Actinopteri; Clupeiformes; Clupeidae
Exons: 3
Coding region: 86-1501 (471 amino acids)
Source: RefSeq, a predicted model, not a curated record
CAAAACUGAAAGCAAAAUAUCAGAUGGUGAUGGUGUAGCCUGCAAUGGAAUACAGGUCAAGUUUAUUUGACAACCCCAGCAACCAAUGGAAAAAAUCUCUACAGGCAGACAAUCACCCCUUUGUGUGGUGCUCACAGCAGCCGUUGGAGGCUAUGUUAUCACAGCUACCACAGCAGAAGCAAUAGAGGCAGGAGACUGGUUUAUCAAAACCACCACCCUACCUGAGGUUAUUCACAUGGCAACGGACACCGGUGCAUUUGGUGUGGGUCUGCUGAUGAUGUGCCUAGCGCUGGGCAUUGCGCUGUGGUCAGUUGCAGUGGGCAUCAAGUUUGCCACUGGAGUGAAUAGCCUCUUGAAGAUGCUAGGGUUGAAGACUUCGACAAUGAUCUCCGUGGGGCCGUUGAUAGCCCUGGGAACCUCAGGAACUGGAGCCUUGCUGGGGACAACUGCUGGAUCUCUCCUGGUGUGGGGAAAACAAGGACUCGUCAUAGGACUCAGUGUUGUGCUACUUGUCAUUUGCAUUAUAAUGUGGCCUUUCAUUCCAGUUGCAUUAAGAAAUCCCCCCGAAGGACGUGUCCUUUUAAUGAUACAGCUAAUAGUGUUCUUGAUUAUCCAGUUCAUUACGAUAUAUUUGGGGAUUAGUUUUAGCUUUGUUCAUCCAGGUGCAUACAUUUUGACGCUAAUAAUGACAUGGGCUAUCGUGGGUUCAGAAUCAACCUAUAAGUUAGCACAAAAACUUUUGAGACAUGUUCCUGGUCAGAUGCCAGAUUCAGGGGAUUUCUUUGUGUACAGUUUUUGCAUGGUAACGUGGUUCACAGGUGUUACAAUUGGAACUACAGGCUUUUUUCUGUUAUACAGACAGAAAGCACAGCAGGACACCAAAAUAAUAUUAUUAUCCUGUUCACACAUUGGACCAUUGUGUGCCACCAUCAUGGGAGCUGUGGUUGGUGUCUACUCCAUGCUGGGUUUAAAGACAACAGAUGCUGAAACAGUGGCUCUUGGUGCAGUAAGCACAACCUUAUUGGCACUGAAAGGUAUUCCAGCAGCGUCGGACAUUCUUGGACCUUGUGGUACGGCCGGUCUGGUCAUUGGAGUGGGCAGCAUAGCAGGGCUGUCUCUGGAAGCAGCUGUAGUAGCUGCAAAGAUGAGGUAUCGUGGACCAGGUGGUGCAGGUGCUUUGUUUGGGGCAUUUGGGGGUGCUAUUUUAGGGACAAUAUCUUUAUCGGUGUCUAGAAAAAUACUAUUAUUGUUUGUAACGACUGUUGUGGCUGUUCUUCCAAAUCUUGAGAAAGUUGAACGAAUUGGAUAUGGAGAGGUAAAACCACUGGAAAGUGCUGUUGAGGGUGCAGUGUUUUUUGGUAUAGUUGCACUAGCAACAGGAGCUGUAGGACUGGCAGUUAUAUUUAUUGGGUUCACAGGAAUUGCAGGGUUUUUCAUAGGUAUUGUUGUCAGCUUAGUAGCAAUUAUAUGUUUAUUCAUAUUCACUGAAUUAAUGCAUUAGGCUUCCUCAAAGCAUUAUGGUGGUUACUGUAUUUAGCAGAUGAUUUUGUCCAAAGUGACCAUAGUGACAGAAUAUAAAUGUACAAUAGUUAAAAUUAAAAGUAAACAGUUAAAAGUUAGUUUGCCAACAUCCAAGAACCAAAACUACAGGAAUGCAGAAUGCAACUCAUUUCAACAAGGAGGACCCACUGAGGAAAAUAGUCUUGAAUUUGACCUAGUGUAUGGAAGGUCAGUAGACGCUCAUCAGAGACUGCAGUGGGCGAUCUGGGAUGUUGAGCUGGAUCAUGGAAUUGAGAAGCAGGGAGCUUCAGAGUGUCCAGAGUGAGGAAUUUGAAUUUAAUUCUGGCUUCUACAGGAAGCCAAUCCAGAGUAGCCAAACUAAGAGAGGAGUUAUGUGUCCUCUUUGGCUGAUUGAAGACUAGGCAUAGGCCUGUAUUAACUGGAAUGGUUUCACUACAGAAGCAGGUAGGCCAGCUAACAAUGUACUGUAUUUCCAGUUCGAAAAUAGCAGCCUGCACAAAAAGUUGUGUGGCAUUUUGAGUCAUAUAAAGUCUGAUCUUCCAACAACUUCUUGAUGUAAGGAGAAACCAACAUGAUUUUGCUAUUGAGGCUAUGCCUAGACUACAUGCUCAUCAAUUAUAAAUGGAUAAAUAAUGAAUUACUAAUACCUUGGGUUCAUGUCAGAGAAGUUCACUGAAGGACGGGUGGCCAAAGGAAAGUAAUUGCCUGUAGGCAAUGUAGGCCUAUGCAUUCGGCUUGUACAUGUGCCUGAAAAUUACGAUCUGAAAGCUUAUGCUGCCACCUAGUGUAUUAAAAGUUUACAUGACAUCCGAU